Messenger RNA from Pocillopora damicornis (cauliflower coral), 1189 nucleotides. Its product is annotated as ciliary microtubule inner protein 2B. NCBI's taxonomy places the organism in Eukaryota, Metazoa, Cnidaria, Anthozoa, Scleractinia, Pocilloporidae. The record is from RefSeq and is a predicted model, not a curated record.
AUUGUCGAUCCAGUUGAAUCUGAGUGCUUUAGUAGAUUAUGCCUUUGUAAGAUCACGCUUUAAACGGCGGUGAAUCUCGACAGCGCACUAAAAUGAGAGGAACUAGGAAAUCUACGCUUAUGACUCCGGAUCCAUACCACAUACCGGGUUAUUGCGGUUAUUGCCCACAAUUCAAGUACCAAAUUGGCGAAACUUUCGGAAGAACAACCUCUCAGCUUUUGACAACAUCUAGUGUGGCUAGCUCCGGCAGGCCUGUACUGUCCGACAUAACUCCACAUCCCCGACCGCCGAAGGACAACAGGAGAUCUUUGAUAGCGGCGCGUUGCAAAAAUCUCGGCGAUCAGAAAUUGUGCGAUGAAAUGGUGCCAAACUACACAGGUUAUAUACCAAAAGGAGAGCAUUACUUUGGAAAACCUUACGCAGACACGUGUUUAAGCGCCAUUGCAAGUUUCCAGGAAGACCAAGUGAAAAAUAAUCGUAAGAUCCGCGACCUAAGAACAAUCGCAGAGUUGCAAAAAGGCAAAGACGUUCCCAAAGAAAUGCUAUCCAGUGAUACCUUGAUUACAACCAAGUACAAGACUCCGCUCAAGUCAAUAACUAUUCGACCUAAGGCGUAUUAUUCCCCAUUCGCCUUACAACAUUCACUUUCCCCAUUCAUAAUGAGUAACGACGACCCGAAGAAGUUCCUCAUGUCGGGAUACACGGGAUUCGUCCCGCGAGCUAGGGGUGAAAUGGGAAUGGGCUAUCCCUUGUUGACGAAUAAAGCGCUGUGUGAUUUCACGGUUGAAAGUGACAGGCUGAAGCGUGUCAAGGAGCUGCCGAUAACUGUCGAUCGACCCGAGAUCAAAAUCGUCGACACCAAGCCGAUUUACAUCCGAGGUUCGGGACAGGUCCCUCAUUACACUGGACACGUGCCAGGUGAGAAGUUCCGUUAUGGGAUGACAUUUGGGUACAGCACCCAGAACGCAGCGCCUAUGAAAGCCCUGACCGCCUAAAGACUUAACUUUCUGUGUUUAUGCAAUAUGUGUAUGAAAGAAUUUUGGUUAAAACUGAAGAAGUAAUGAAGAUAGUACCAAAUAUCUUAUCGACAGCCGUGCAAGUUUAAUUCAAAACAUUUAUUUUGUAUUCACGCAAAGAUCGCUAUCAUUUGGAUAAUCUGUUCAUGUCAAUAAAAAUUUUAAUAAGGAAA